This is a messenger RNA of Capsella rubella, 483 nucleotides long. Its product is annotated as nucleolin. Bases 1 to 483 code for a protein of 160 amino acids. NCBI's taxonomy places the organism in Eukaryota, Viridiplantae, Streptophyta, Magnoliopsida, Brassicales, Brassicaceae. The transcript has a single exon. The record is from RefSeq and is a predicted model, not a curated record.
AUGUUGAACAUAGCAUUUGAACUGAUCGGAGACGCCACUUCGAAUUCGCUUCUCAUGUUCUGUUUCUGCAACCUCAUUAUUGUCAUCAUCUUCACCGGAUCAUCAAAACCUGGUUCCAUGGAUUCACAAGAAGAUUCCUCGUUUGAUAACCCUGUGAGCUACGAUACUUGCUACAAUGUUUCCGAUGAUCAUGAUGAUGAAGUGAUGACUAUAUCUGCUGUUGUUCCAUCUGCACAAGAUGAGCUGUUGAUUGAUGACUUUAGUUCUGACGAAGAAGAGGAGGAGGACAGAGAAAGCAUCCAUUGCUAUGCUGCUGAAUCUGAUAAUGAGGAUGAGGAUGAUGAGGAUGAUGAGAACAAAGAGGCCGAGGUUGAAGAGGAGGAAGGAGACGAUGAUCUGAGAACGAGAGUAGAAGAGUUUAUAGCAAAAAUUAAUAAUGAGUGGAGGCACGAGAAGCUUAGGGCUUUGAAUUUAGUGUAUUAA